UGUGUCAAUAAAUACUUUCUUAUAUUAUAUAUUGGAAAAUGUUUUUCAAAUUAUAUUGUAUUAGUUGAUUUAAAUAUAAUGCCAUAUAAUGAUUGCCGAUGUGGAUACUGUGCUCGAUCUGAUUGGCUUCCGCUGGAUGCAGUUCUUAAUGUUGAUCGCCCAUUCGUGCCAUACGAUUUAUGUGGUCAGCGAAAUUAUGGGAGUGCCAUCGAUUGUGGUUGCUUGUGAAUUUAAAUUGAACGACACUGAACUCUUUCUGCUGACAAGUGCUGGAUUCGUGGGCAUGAUUGUCUCCGGUCAUUAUGCUGGCUACAAGUCGGAUAUCAUUGGACGCCGUGCCUCGCUCUUAUUUGCCAUGUCGCUGGGGCUGAUUUCGUCGUUCUUAAGCCUGCUCAUGCCCUGGUUUUACGCUUUCCUAUUCUUUCGUUUCGCAACCGGUCUAUUCGUGGGCGCUGUGAUGACCAACAGCUUUACGUAUCUCGUGGAGUUCACCAAGAUCUCGCUGCGUCCCAUAAUCGCCAAUUUUGCGUCCUAUCCCAUUUGUAUGGCCGGCAUUGUGGUGCCAUUCAUUAAUCAUCUCAAUGAACCGCUGGACAGCGUACUCUGGAGUUGGGAUACUUUUCAUGUGCGUAGAUGGCGGCUUUGUCUGUUUUUCAAUUAUGUGCCUGGCCUCAUUGGCCUUAUUAUCAUAUACCUUCUGCCAGAAUCGGUGAAGUUCUUGCUCUCCAUUGGCGAUGGUGAACGCGCUUAUGAAGCGCUUGAUCGUCUGUGCAAGCGGAAUCACGGCAAAAGCCUCAGUGAACUGGAUGUGACAGGCGUCACACAGCCACAUAUACGUGCGAGCAUUAUUUCACACCGAAAAUUCUUCGCACGCAUGUGGCAUGACACAAAGCCACUUUUUGGGGAAUCCUAUCGAAAGCCCGUCAUACUCAUUAUCCUCAUUAUGUGCGGCGUUUUCUUUGUUGGCAACGGAUUGAAUUUGUGGUUUCUGAAAAUCAACAAUCAAUUGACUGCGGAGGAGCGCAUCAUGUGUGAUCACUUGGAGGAUACAACGCAUCUAACCGAAGGCAAUGUUUGCUCUGAUCGACCCGUCAGCUACCUCGAGAAUAUGAUGUUGGGCGCGGCAUCGAUAUGCUGCUGCGUUUUCAUCAGCAUUAUGCUUCGACUUAUCAGACGUCGCAGCGUGAUGUGCAUAAACACAAUUAUUGCAGCUCUAGCUGGCUUCAGUCUUAAUUUUAUCAAGCACAACAAAGUGCUGCUCGCCGCCUUGUUGAUCUUUAUAGCGAUGUGCACCACUUGCAUCUCACUAGUUGCCUCGGUGACUGCUGAUGUUGUGCCCACCCAUCUGAGAGGUAAAGCAAUCGCUUUGGUCUUUAUGUUCGCGCGAUUUGCCGUCAUUAUUGCGAACUGCAUCUUUGGGCACUUUGCACAUACUUGGUGCCUGAUAACAUUUAACUUAUUUGUGUUAGUGACUGUUGCUGUUGUUAUAAUGAUAUUAUUUCUACCGGUUUAAUACGCCUCCAAAAUCUGAGCUACUAUGAAAAUCAAUCAAUCAAUAAAUUGAUUGCAAAAUAGGGUUGUUGUUGACCUUAAUCAAUCAAUUAAGCGUCGCAACGUGUACGUCAGAAAAUGAGUAAAAUCUCAUAUUU
Messenger RNA from Drosophila albomicans, 1649 nucleotides. Its product is annotated as putative transporter svop-1. The record is from RefSeq and is a predicted model, not a curated record. Gene Ontology annotation, cellular component: membrane. The transcript has 7 exons. Lineage: Eukaryota; Metazoa; Arthropoda; Insecta; Diptera; Drosophilidae. The coding region runs from base 89 to 1513 and encodes 474 amino acids. Gene Ontology annotation, biological process: transmembrane transport. Gene Ontology annotation, molecular function: transmembrane transporter activity.